This is a messenger RNA of Momordica charantia (bitter melon), 880 nucleotides long. RefSeq lists its product as uncharacterized. The record is from RefSeq and is a predicted model, not a curated record. NCBI's taxonomy places the organism in Eukaryota, Viridiplantae, Streptophyta, Magnoliopsida, Cucurbitales, Cucurbitaceae.
ACAAAAUUCACAUAUUAUUAUAUCUCUCCCUCUCCUCUUUCUUUCAAUCACCAUCUUCUCUCUCUCUCUCUGCAAAAUGGCAAACAAAUUAGAGAAUCACAAGCCAAAAUCUCUUGUGUGGGAUUGUGGAAGCACUCUCUAUGAUUCCUUUGAGCUCAACUCUUUCAAACACCACCUUGACUCCGCCAUAGCCUCUAGAUCUCUCUCCAUGCCUCACUUACCCGACCGCCGUGGCCCUCCGCCCCCGCUCCCCCCCUCCGUGCCCACGUCCAAGCCUUCUUCCAAGUUUUCCCGCUCCCUCUCCAAACUCCUCCGCUCGCUUUUUCGCCCCAAGCCUAACUCCACCGCCUCUAUUUUUCGGGCUCAAGAUCAACCCAAAGAUGGAUUUUACGUGUUUUAUGAAGUCGGUUCGCUCUCGACGAUCCCCGAGGUCCCCGAGGCCGACUUCGCACCCAGUUUCUCGCCGGAGAUCGGCUCUUUGGUGAAGAAGACGGCGUCUGAGAGGUUUGCGGCGGCCAACUCCCUUGGCAUCUCAUGUGCUUGAGUUGACGUUUUUUUUUUCAUUAAACCUAGAAAUUAAUUAAGUGCCAUAUAGUUAGCAAUUAGCAAACAUAUUUAUUAUAUUAUGUGUAGUUUUGUCUGUAUAAUAAUUAAUUAUAUGUUAAUAUGUGAUCUUUUUUUUUUUUUUUGUAAUUUUUUUGGGAUGAUAAUUUUGCAGCUUAAGCUUGCAUAAGUUUGAAUAUCUCAUGUCUUCCUUUUUUUAAAAAUAAGUUUAUUGACUUUUGGAUCCAAACCCUCUCUUUCUAUGGUUGACUGUAUAUGAGAAUUGAAAUAUACUUCCAUGAGAGAGGCUUGAUUAUAGAAAAUAUUUGCAUUUUCU